Messenger RNA from Papaver somniferum (opium poppy), 603 nucleotides. RefSeq lists its product as uncharacterized. Gene Ontology annotation, biological process: DNA integration. The transcript has 2 exons. The coding region runs from base 1 to 603 and encodes 200 amino acids. Gene Ontology annotation, molecular function: nucleic acid binding. The record is from RefSeq and is a predicted model, not a curated record. Lineage: Eukaryota; Viridiplantae; Streptophyta; Magnoliopsida; Ranunculales; Papaveraceae.
AUGGUGGAAAGAGAAGAAGGAGAAAAGAAUGAUAACGAAGAGGAUUGGAGAUCGCAACUUCAUUCAUACUUGGAGAAGGGAGAAGUACCGAGGAACAGAUUGGAAGCACACAAGUUAAAAAGUCGUGCGUCAAAUUACGAGUUAAGAGAGGGUGUACUUUAUUGUAGAUCAUUCCUCGGGCCCUCUCUCAGAUGCUUGAGGCGAAAAGAAGGAAUGGAAAUACUAAAGCCAAUACACUAUGGAGAUGCAGAAAACCAUAGUGGGGGAAGGUCAUUAGCGUACAAAACAAAAAUGCAAGGAUAUUAUUGGCCUUAUAUGCAUGUGGAUGUGAAAGAACUGGUGUCUGACAAUGGAAAGCAAUUCGAGGGCGAGAACAUAGAGAUGUUGUUAAAUGCCUUCAAAAUCCUGAUCGGAAAAUCAACCCCAUUAUAUCCGCAGAGUAAUGGCCAAACAGAGGCAAUAAACAAGACACUCACGGAUAUACUAAAGAAGAAGUUGGAGGGGCACAAUAAAGGAUGGUGCGAACAGGUCCACAAUGUAUUAUGGGCGUAUCGAACAACACGGAGGGAAGCAAUAGGAAUAUCACCAUUCUUUUUAACAUGA